Messenger RNA from Wasmannia auropunctata (little fire ant), 1593 nucleotides. RefSeq names its product homeodomain-only protein-like. The transcript is spliced from 3 exons. Lineage: Eukaryota; Metazoa; Arthropoda; Insecta; Hymenoptera; Formicidae. Gene Ontology annotation, molecular function: DNA binding. Bases 216 to 479 code for a protein of 87 amino acids. Gene Ontology annotation, cellular component: nucleus. The record is from RefSeq and is a predicted model, not a curated record. Gene Ontology annotation, biological process: regulation of transcription by RNA polymerase II; cell differentiation.
UGCGUUUAGCUGAAAGUCAGUUGAAAAGUCAGUCGCGUGCGUACCGUCGUUGGGUGCACAUCUUCAUUCGUUUUCCAUUCGUCCUCUACAAUCUACUCCGGAAUACGCAUCGAGUGAAACGAUAUUCGAGCAAGCCAGCUUCUCUCGAGACGUUUUUGCGUCUCGUAACGUCAUUAGCGUAUCUAAAUCACCUCGACAGAGAUAAGACAGGGAGAAUGCUGAAGUCUUAUCCCGCACGAUAUCCUAUCAGGGGACCUAGCACUGGUACAGGUACUCGAGUGAUUCGUUUGACGAUGGAUCAGGAAACGGUUCUUCAAGAGCAGUUUAACAGGUGGCCAAGAGCACCUCAUAAUGCAGACGUUGUACUCCUUGCAGCUGAAACAGGUCUUUCCGAGGCGGACGUUGAGGGAUGGUACGCCAUCAGAUUGGCUCAAUGGCGAAAAGAACAAGGUCUUGGUGGAAAUCUGGGCAUACACUGACCAUCCGACCAUCGCGCGCUCAGUCGCUCUCUGAGCGAGACUCUCAAUCUCAUCUCUAUUUCUGUACCUGAAACUAUCUCCCUCUCUCUCUCUCUUUAUGUAAUAAACUGAUGGCAAAUUAUGCGCAAUAUACCUUUCCUCCUUAAAAUAGCUCAUAUUAGACAGUCUAAAAUUUCAUUGCAACGUUUAUAGCUUCUCAAGUUUUAUUAAAUUAUUUAUUGUAAAUGUAAUUAGGAAGUUCUCUUACGUCUGUGCGAAAAAAAUAAAUUGGUAAUUACACAAACAAGUAACAAAGUUUAUACAUAACAAAUAUGUGCAUAUUAAAAAUGAUUACAAAUUUUCAACGUUUUUUAAACAAGAUCACCACAAACGAUUAUGUUUACUUUAAUUAACGUAACACUUUUACUAACGUGUAAGUUAUUUAUUGAACUUUAAAUCAGUAUUUAAUUAAAUACUGAUUAAUCGAACAUAAUUAAACAAGUUAAUUGAAAUAAUUAAAUCUAAUUAUUUACUUACACAUCUACGCGCGUGAGUAAUUAUAAUGUUAAACGAGCAAAGGGAAGGGGGAGAUAGAGAAUAAGAGUGCACGCGCGCGCGUGUGUGUGAGGGGGUAGUGGAAGUCUCCAAAUUUUUUAAGUAAAACGUGUCGCACCGUUUAUAUUGAAGGAAAUUCAAGGUUUAUUAUACCAAUAGCCAGUCUAUGUACAGAAAUGUUUUAUUCUUAAAUUAUGCACAAAUUGCAAUCAAUACAAAUGUAUCUGAAACAAGCAAGUUGGGGGAUAUCUCAGUUUUUGGCUGUCAUAAGAAUAUUCAGAUAAAAUGACAGCUGUUUUGUUAGGUGUCGAUAUAUUGCAUCAACCGCCAUGUGUUUUUGCAAAAUUCAUGAGACACGUCCGAUUAGUUGUUGUCAUAUCCGGAAGAAGAAACAACUGUUUUAAAUUGAUAACUGAUUUUUAAUAAUGUUGAUAAUCAAUUUAAAACAAUUGAUCAUAUCUAUUUUAUAGCUUAGUAUAGUAAAGCUAGUUUAUUUGUUCAGACAUCCACAUUUCGACUAAGUAGUAUUAUAGUAAUAAAGGUAUGCGCUAAGUCUGCACUUUAGCUAGAUAUCAUAAAA